Molecule: messenger RNA, 672 nt
Organism: Knipowitschia caucasica
Lineage: Eukaryota; Metazoa; Chordata; Actinopteri; Gobiiformes; Gobiidae
Source: the annotation of a GenBank genome assembly
AUGACUGAGGCCUCCAUGUUGAAGCAGGAAGUGAAGGGCGGUGGUUUGAGAACAGAGCAGCACUGGACUAGCAGCCGAGACAAGGGUUGUAAACAGAAAAAAAAAAUCAAAAUGUCGAGCAAAAGAGCAAAGGGAAAGACCACGAAGAAGCGCCCUCAGCGCGCUACUUCAAAUGUGUUUGCUAUGUUUGAUCAGUCACAAAUUCAGGAAUUCAAAGAGGCAUUUAACAUGAUUGACCAGAACCGGGACGGGUUUGUCGACAAAGAGGACCUUCACGACAUGCUUGCGUCUCUUGGAAAGAACCCAACAGAUGACUACCUAGAAGCCAUGAUGAUGGAAGCUCCAGGGCCCAUUAACUUCACUAUGUUCCUCACAAUGUUUGGAGAGAAGCUCAACGGAACAGACCCAGAGGACGUCAUCAGGAACGCCUUUGCUUGCUUCGAUGAAGAGGGAUCGGGGUUCAUCCAGGAGGAUUACCUCCGAGAGCUGCUCACGACCAUGGGUGACCGGUUCACAGACGAAGAGGUGGAUGAGCUUUUCAGAGAAGCCCCCAUCGAUAAGAAGAGCAACUUCAACUAUGUGGAAGUCACUUUCAGACAGCAAGCCCCUUGUCAGGACGUUUUGGAGACCUUCCACGUGAUACUGGUACCUAAACGGAAGGCAUGGCUCUGA